Crotalus tigris (Tiger rattlesnake) is the source of this 1549-nucleotide messenger RNA. It is a transcript of the gene HES4, whose product is annotated as hes family bHLH transcription factor 4. Gene Ontology annotation, biological process: anterior/posterior pattern specification; regulation of transcription by RNA polymerase II; regulation of neurogenesis. The transcript is spliced from 4 exons. Lineage: Eukaryota; Metazoa; Chordata; Lepidosauria; Squamata; Viperidae. Bases 306 to 1181 code for a protein of 291 amino acids. Gene Ontology annotation, cellular component: nucleus. Gene Ontology annotation, molecular function: DNA-binding transcription factor activity, RNA polymerase II-specific; RNA polymerase II cis-regulatory region sequence-specific DNA binding; protein dimerization activity. The record is from RefSeq and is a predicted model, not a curated record.
GCAGCCAAAGCAACGGGAGGCGCGGAAGCCGGAGCCGGCCGAGAGACGCUCUGCCACUUGCCGGGGCGCGAUCGCUUUUUUUUCUUUUUGCAAAGGCAGCCCUCCCCUCCUCCCCUCCCUUCUCUUGUGGAAAGAGGCCCAGCUCUCGCCCUCUUAAUCCGGAGAAAGCAGGCGCCCGUCGGAUAUACAGUGGAGUCCCGCGCCAAGUGAUCCGCCUUUUCCUCGCCGCCUUUCGCCCCCCCCCCCCAGCUCUCUUUCCCCCCCCCCCCGGCCCCUGGUCUGGGUGAAAGAACGAGAUUACCAAAAUGCCCGCAGACACGAUGGAAAAACCCACAGCCUCGCCGAUUGCCGGAGCCCCGGCCAGCUCCAGCCAAACCCCGGAUAAGCCCAAGAGCGCCAGCGAACACAGAAAGUCCUCUAAACCAAUCAUGGAGAAGCGGCGGAGGGCCCGGAUUAAUGAAAGCCUGGGCCAGCUCAAGACACUCAUCCUGGAUGCGCUGAAGAAAGAUAGCUCCAGGCAUUCCAAGCUAGAGAAAGCAGAUAUCUUGGAAAUGACAGUGAAACACCUGAGAAAUCUCCAAAGAGCCCAGAUGACAGCUGCUCUGAGUGCUGAUCCUACCGUCUUGGGCAAAUACCGAGCUGGAUUUAAUGAAUGUAUGAAUGAGGUCACUCGUUUUCUCUCCACCUGCGAAGGGGUGAACACAGAAGUCCGCAGCCGGCUCUUGGGCCAUCUUUCAAAUUGCCUGGGUCAGAUUGUGGCCAUGAACUACCCACCGCCACCGCCACCGCCACCCCCUCAGGCCACCGGUGGACCGCCGGCCCAUUUGGGACAACCCUUGCAUAUCCAGUUGCCAGGCCCAGCAGCUGCAGCUGGCGUCAUGCCUGGGCCGUGCAAACUUAACCCCAGUGACACUUUGUCCCCCAAAGUCUACGGGGGCUUCCAGCUGGUACCAGCGACCGAUGGUCAGUUCGCUUUCCUCAUCCCUAGCCCAUCCUUCCCGCCGAACGCCGGACCAGUGGUUCCACUCUAUGCCAACACAAACAUGCCUGUCUCCUGCAACAGUUCCACAGCAACUCCUUCGGUAUCACCGGUGCAAGGGCUCACAUCUUUUGGGGGCAGCUUAGCGCCCGUUGCUCAAGCAGGAGGAGAACGUCAUGAGACUGUGUGGAGACCUUGGUGACUUCCCCUCGCCCUGCCCUUCCCACACACAAACAAAAAAUCCUGACUGUUUUCAACAUUGGUUCCGUUGUAUGGAACCUGGAUCUCUAUAGUUUAUUUUGUUGGCUGAAUUCCUCCACCGACCCCCCCCCCCAAAAAAAAACUCAUAUUUAUUCAUUUCCAAAGGUUGGGAUGCCAAUUUGUAUUUUUCACCCUUUUUAAAAAAAAAAAUGUGAUGUGAAAUACUUUCUUUUUUAAAAAAAGAAAAAGUUAGUUUUGUAUCAAAUAUUUGCCAUGUACUAUGCCAAAGCUUGUUUAUGUCUGUCUUGAGAUUUUGUUUUUAAAGAAUGUUGGAAAAUGUUUGUACAAAUAAAACUUUCUUGAACUAAA